AUGGCAGAGUUACGAUGCAAGCAAGCAGCCACCCUACCAAUUAGAGCCUUGGCAAUGAAAAGAAAGCUGAGCAUUGCCAUGGUUUCCGACUUUUUCUAUCCGUCAAAUGGAGGAGUAGAGACACACAUAAGGUAUCUUGGAGAAGAGCUUAUAAUGAUGGGGCAUAAGGUCAUUGUGAUUACACACAAGGCAGGAGACCACGUUGGAUGUAGAAUGGUGGGAAACAUCAAGACAUAUUUCCUGGACAUUCCUAUUGUAUGCAGGAAUGUUGCAUUUCCCAGUCUUUUCUCAAAUUUCUCGCUGCUUAAAGAGAUAUUUGAUGAGGAAGAAGUUGAAAUAGUCCAUGGGCACCAAACCAUGUCAAGCAUGUGCAUAGAGGCAUUGUUCCAUGCGAUUACAUUGAACCUGAAGACAGUAAUAACUGAUCACUCGAUAUUUGAGGUGGGGCCGUUCGAAAACAUUGUUGUGAAUGCAUUGUGUAGGUUCGUAUUGAAAAGUGUUGGCAGGUGUAUUUGCGUCACAUACACGUCAAAAGAAAACACACAUCUGAGAACACACGUUCCUCUCGAUAAAAUCCAUGUGAUCCCAAACGCAAUGCUUUCUGAGCUUUUCUAUCCAGAUCGAGAUAGGGCUCGCAAUGGCAAGGUUGUGAUCAUUGUAUGCAGGCUUGUGUAUAGAAAAGGCGUGGAUUUGCUUGCUGGAGCCAUUCCAAUCGUAUGCAAAGCGGACCCAGAUGUAAGGUUCAUCAUAGUUGGUGAUGGGCCAAUGAGAGAAUGCAUCGAACAGGCUUUGGACGAGCACGGCCUGUAUGAUAGGGUUGAUAUGAUGAGUGAUGUAUGCCAUGAACAGGUCGGCAGUAUAAUGAGAAAAGGAGAUGUUUUCCUAAAUGCAUCCCUGACAGAAGCAUUCUGCAUAGCAAUAGUAGAGGCUGCCUCUUGUGGCCUGCAUGUUGUCAGCACAAAUGUUGGAGGCGUGCAUGAGGUUCUUCCCCCAGAUAUGAUUACAUUCAGCAGGCUCACAGCACAUGAUCUUGCCAAAAAUGUGCUGAAUGCAUUGAAGAAGCAUAACCAUGAUAAGCAUGACUAUAACCAACGACUUAAGAGCAUAUACAAUUGGAGAAGAGUUGCAGAAAUGACAGAGGAUGUCUAUACAGGAAUGAAAGCCACCAAAACAAAUUAUAUCCAGAGACGAAGGCUGUAUAAAGGAAUGUCUGGAUUCAUAUUCAGAUUGUUCAUUACCAUCGAAUACAUACUUCUCUAUGCAAUCAGCACAUCUAAAUAA
This is a messenger RNA of Ordospora pajunii, 1281 nucleotides long. Its product is annotated as glycosyl transferase. Bases 1 to 1281 code for a protein of 426 amino acids. Lineage: Eukaryota; Fungi; Microsporidia; Ordosporidae. The record is from RefSeq and is a predicted model, not a curated record. Gene Ontology annotation, biological process: GPI anchor biosynthetic process. The transcript has a single exon. Gene Ontology annotation, cellular component: glycosylphosphatidylinositol-N-acetylglucosaminyltransferase (GPI-GnT) complex. Gene Ontology annotation, molecular function: phosphatidylinositol N-acetylglucosaminyltransferase activity.